UACAAUCCGUUUGCCCCCCCAAAAAAAAAAUCAUAAUAUAGAAUACCUAACAUUACAAAACGAAUAAGUUUUGAUUUACGUUUUUGAAUAUCGUGUUUAAAGAAUAUUGUGUUUAAAACCGUUUUUUUUUUUCAAUACUUUUCUACACAAUAUUUUCCGUCAUAUAGAAUAGUGCGUGUACGAAAUCAACAAAACGAAUCGAUGAACAACAAGCAAGGAUUAGAACGUGAAUUUUGCAGAAAAUAUUCAACAACGAGGUGUGGAGAGAAGUAGUUCGUGAACACGAAGAAUUAAGAAAAUAGUAAGACAUUCAGCACCAAAGAUUGUUGCAAUGACAAAACGUUUCCGAUAGUAAAUUUGAAAAAGAGGCAGCACAAUUAAUUGUGCAAGAGUGAGUGUAAUCAAAUGUGAGUGUGAAUGUGUGUUUUUUUUUAUUAAUUCGCUUCGAUUUGGGCUGGAGCUGUUGAAAAAUGUAUGACAAGAUGUGUGAUGCAGCGGCAGUCCAGAUUUUUUGAAAAUGAUAAUGAAGUGUUCAUUUUCAACGGCGAUCAAGUCACGACAUAUCGUUUAUUUUAAUUGGAUUAAAACAAAGUGUAUGGGAAAAUGUGCGCAAUGUGCCAUUUUCAACGUAGAAUAUAGUGCAAGUAAGACAGAAAGGGAGCUAUUGAAAAGAAAGCUAUUAUCGAAUCAGUGAAAAAGGAAACAGCACCUCAAUGUAAGCAAUGUCAAUAGAAUAAAAAAAAAAUAAUAAUAAUAGUAAUAAAAACAACGACUCCCACAUUAAUUUUAUUUAUUUUAUUUGGGUGCAUUUAUUUUGGUUUUAAUUUUCGCGUAAAUUUUAAUUGAAAAACAACGUCACCUGGCCUAUGGAACAUUAAUAUUGUAUUGGCAAAAGUUGCGCAGACAAUCAAUAUUGUGUAAAUUCAGUUAUUUAACGUCUCACACGGUCAUUUGUAAUAAUUAAAAUAAAACAAGUCAAGAGAGAGAAAUAAGGCGAGAACGAGUGAAAAUAAUGAUCACACAAUAAUCGUGUGAAUAAAGUGUGUGCGCUCUUUUUUUUUGAGGAGAAAACCAACAGCAGCAACAACAACAGGAGAGUUUCGAAUGCCAGUGUGUAUGUGUUUGUGUGUGACAUCGUGUGAAUUAUUCGGAUAAAGUGAAUAAAAACGAAAACAAAGAGCUCCAAACAACAGCGACAUACAUUAAUAAUGCCAAAUCGAUGAGAUGAAAAUGAGAAACAAUCGACUGUUUCUUGGAGUUGUUCUAUUCGCAUUUAGAAUAAGAAUCGUAUGCAGUUUUGCGUCAUCGAUAAUUUGCAGCCGUGUUCCUGGUUUGACACAAGCCCAACGGCAAUUGUGCAGUGAAGCACCCGAUGCGUUCAUUGCACUUGGUGAUGGUCAUAUGCUUGGUGCCGAAGAAUGUCAAUAUCAAUUUAAAGGUCAUCGUUGGAACUGUACACAAGUUUGGAAAAAAGAUGUUUUCUCACACAUUGUCAUUGUUGGUUCCCGUGAGGCAGCAUUUACAUAUGCCAUAUCAAGUGCGGGCGCUGUGCACGCAAUUACGGCUGCAUGCGCUCGGGGUAAUAUCUCAUUGUGCGGUUGCGAUUCAAGCAUUCGACUUCAGUUGCCAUAUGCAAAACAAUUGGAACAGCAUCAACAAACUUGGAAAUGGGGUGGCUGUUCGGCAGACAUAAAUUUUGGUAUGAAAUUUGCACGGAAAUUCUUCGAUGCGCGUGAAAUUGAAGGUGAUGCCCGAAGUCUCAUGAACUUGCAUAAUAAUCGCGCCGGCCGAAAGUUGGUGAAAAAUUUGUUGCGAACUGAUUGUAAAUGCCAUGGCGUAAGUGGAUCAUGUGCAAUGAAAACGUGCUGGAAGAGUUUGCCGCCAUUUCGUGUCAUCGGCGAUGUACUUAUGAAAAGAUACCACAAAGCCAAAAGUGUUGAGGCCGUUAUUGAUCGGCAUGCAACACGCGCAUCGGGCCUACACAAUGAAAACAAUUUAAGUUUAGUUAUAAAACGCGAUCGAACGACCUCACUGCAUGGUAAUCGCCGUAAAUUUGAAACACCGAAACGCUUAGAGCUCGUCCAUUUAGAUCCAUCGCCGCAAUAUUGUGAACGAAAUUUGAGCACUGGAUCGCUUGGCACCGUUGAUCGGCCAUGCAAUCUAACCGCACAUGGUCUGAAUAGUUGUGAUCUAUUGUGUUGCGGUCGUGGCCAUAAUAUUCAUCAAUUCAAUAGAAAAUGGCAGUGCCGAUGUAAAUUUAAAUGGUGUUGUGAAGUUCAAUGUGAUAUUUGUCAUGAACGCAUAGAACAGUAUACCUGUAAAUAGUGCAUAAGAACAACUGAAAUACAAAACAAAUAAAAAAAAAUUGUAGCAACGAAAAUGAGAGAAAGGAACACACACAAAACAAGAAAACAAACGAAAGCACUUUCAUACAAAUGCUACACCACCUCCCCAUAAAAUGCCAAACUUAAACCGAAACCGAUUACUCAUUGUGGGCAGAAUGACCGCGAACCGAAAACGGGAAUGAUGAGAUUUCAUUUAGUAGAGUGACAAAUUAUAACAAAAAAUGAGAUGAUAAAUUGUAAAUAGAAAGAGCUUAGAUUUUUAAAUAAUUGAAAUGGCAUUCAGUACUUAAGAGGGACAGACAGAUUAAAAUGAUUGAUGGAAAGAAAAAUUGAUGAAAGGCAUCCCAUUUCAAAUUAGAUCGUAAGCCA
This is a messenger RNA of Contarinia nasturtii (swede midge), 2714 nucleotides long. RefSeq names its product protein Wnt-2 (gene Wnt2). Gene Ontology annotation, molecular function: frizzled binding; cytokine activity. The record is from RefSeq and is a predicted model, not a curated record. Lineage: Eukaryota; Metazoa; Arthropoda; Insecta; Diptera; Cecidomyiidae. Gene Ontology annotation, biological process: neuron differentiation; multicellular organism development; positive regulation of JNK cascade. The transcript is spliced from 7 exons. Bases 1225 to 2325 code for a protein of 366 amino acids. Gene Ontology annotation, cellular component: extracellular region.